Messenger RNA from Rhodamnia argentea, 809 nucleotides. RefSeq lists its product as uncharacterized. The record is from RefSeq and is a predicted model, not a curated record. Bases 98 to 505 code for a protein of 135 amino acids. Gene Ontology annotation, cellular component: chloroplast. NCBI's taxonomy places the organism in Eukaryota, Viridiplantae, Streptophyta, Magnoliopsida, Myrtales, Myrtaceae. The transcript has 3 exons.
GAGUUAUCAAGAACCAGAAACCAUGGAAUCCUAAGAACAAGCAGAACCACAUCCAUAGGCAGUGACAUAUAUAUCAUGCGAUGAGGCAAAGGGACGCAUGAAUUUGACUCAAAAAGAAGCCUUUGAUUCCUCAGGAAUGGCAGGUCAAGCAGCAGCUUCAUGUCCUUCCCUCAGCACCAAGAUCUCCCUCCCGUCAAAGCCGCGGUUCGCCGUCGCUCUCCCUUGCCCUCUCGCUCCAUCAAGCGCAAGAAGGGCGCAACAGAAGAGAUUCAAGAUUCGUGCCGAGUUGGGGGGAGGUGAUGCUGAAACCAAGAAAGGAGCGAAGAAGAAGUUCAUAACCAGAGAGGAAGAGCCUGAACAAUACUGGCAGACAGCAGGAGAGAGGGAAGGCGAGAAUCCUAUGAAGACGCCCAUACCGUACAUCAUCAUUUUCGGCAUGUCGACACCCUUCGUCAUCUUGGCCAUCGCUUUCGCAAACGGUUGGAUUAAGGCACCUGUCCGAUGAUCUCACUCUGGGACACCGUGCCCGCCGCCGUGAUGCCACGGCUGGAGUUGUUAAUGCUACUUGACAUCCUUGUUAAAUGAUUUGAAGGCCAUCUCGCUUUUUCUAUGAGCAUCCGUUUUGUCCAGGGUUUUAUUUUACAUGUCCAAACGGUUUGUUUCUCCGUGAAAUGUUCAGUUGUAAGAGUAUUUGGAUGUAGAAAUUGCAGCAUAGCUAAACAUUGUCCUAGGCUUGACCCUGGUUGAGCGGAAAUGUAUAUCAGAAGAGUGCAAUGAAAUCAAAGAACGACAAUUUCUGCUUCAUCCUU